Molecule: messenger RNA, 942 nt
Organism: Bufo bufo (common toad)
Lineage: Eukaryota; Metazoa; Chordata; Amphibia; Anura; Bufonidae
Exons: 1
Coding region: 28-819 (263 amino acids)
Molecular function (GO): RNA-DNA hybrid ribonuclease activity; RNA stem-loop binding
Source: RefSeq, a predicted model, not a curated record
CUCCAGGAAGAGGAAUUAUGGACAGCUAUGGGCUCACCUAAUGAGGAACCAGAUCAUGAUUGCAUUACAAUGAUGGAAGCUGAAGUGGGAACAGCACCAUCAAUACAAGAUACUCCUUUGCAAAACCCACAUUGGACACUGUUUGUGGACGGGUCAAGGUAUGCCGAUGACAAAGGGAAAUUCCAUACAGGCAUGGCAGUCACUAGUGAGUAUGAAGUGCUGUGUGCAAGGCAAUUGCGCCCAGACCAGUCAGCACAAGAGGCUGAACUCAUAGCUCUUACUGAGGCCUGCCUCAUAGCGAAAGACUCCACUGCCAACAUCUACACAGACUCCAGAUAUGCCUUUGGAGUAGUUCAUGAUUUUGGAGUAAUAUGGAAGGCCAGAGAUUACAUUACAGCCGCAGGAACUCCAAUUAAACAUGCUUUAGCAGUAGAGGCUUUAAUGGCUGCAGUACUCCUGCCCACCAAAGUGGCAGUAAUCAAAGUAAAGGCGCAUACCCGUGCUGACACACCAGAAGCCAAAGGAAAUGCCUUGGCUGACCAAGCAGCCAAACAGGCAGCAAUGGAAGAAGAAGGAGCACAGCCAGAUAAAAUCAUGCUGGCACAAAAGGAUCACAAACAACAAGAAGUAUCAUGGGAUCUACUGAAACAGAUGCAGAAGCAAGCCACUCGCUCAGAAAAGGAAACCUGGAUGAAAGAGUCAGCCCUUGAAGAAGAAUCCGGACUUUGGACACAAGGGAAGAAAGUGUGCUUGCCUAGAGCGCUCUAUCCUAUAAUUGCCUCUGUGGCCCAUGACCCACUCAUCAAUCUAAGACAAUAAUGAAAGAGCUCAUCGAUAAAAUAUGGGUAGCCCCAGGAAUCACCCCUGUUCUGGUGAAAUAUGUCCAGUCAUGUCUAAUCUGUGCCCAAUGCAAUCCCGGUAGGACUGAGCCUACGCCCAAAA